Molecule: messenger RNA, 3995 nt
Organism: Cuscuta europaea
Lineage: Eukaryota; Viridiplantae; Streptophyta; Magnoliopsida; Solanales; Convolvulaceae
Source: the annotation of a GenBank genome assembly
CGCCAAUCCAAUAUCUCCACAAGCGCCAUCUGAUGCUUCUAAGGACUCUGAGGUGGAUUCAUGUUCUGCUGCCUGUAGUGCAGUUCUCGAAGCUUCCAAGACUCCCGAGAAGGAGGAGUUUGCUGAAGUCGCAGGGGUGACUCACAAAGAGGGUGACACGGAUAUGGCGGUAGCAGCGGUGGACGAUCCCAUGGAGGAGGAUCCGGUGGCUCCUGCGACGGUUUUUUGCAUCCGCCUCCAGCAGCCCAGGUCGAAUUUGCAGCAUAAAAUGAGUGUGCCUGAGCUCUGCCGUAAUUUCAGGUUGGGUACAUAUACAAAAUUAAGGAUAUGGCCUCAAUACGGGACCACAAUAAAGUAUUGCUGCAUUGAAGUGCCAUUGCUUGGUGCGGAAAGUUGAAUGCCAUAGCAUGUGCAUCUGAAACUUGUGCAAGAAUCCCAAGUUCAAAUGCAAAUCCACCGUUUUGGAUCCCGAUACACAUUGUGAUACCAGAGCGUCCAACUGAAUGCACUGUUUUUAAUGUUAUAGCAGAUUCACCUCGUGACUUGGUUCAAUUUAUUGAAUGGUCUCCUACAGCAUGUCCUCGUGCUCUUCUCAUUGCUAAUUUCCAUGGAAGAAUAUCUAUCUGGACUCAACCUUCUCAAGGUCCAGCUAAUUUGGUAAGAGAUGCUAGCUGUUGGCAGAAAGAAUAUGAAUGGCGGCAGGAUAUUGCAGUUGUAACUAAGUGGUUAUCAGGUGUAUCUCCGUACAGGUGGCUUUCAUCAAGGUCCGGUGGUGCCACAAAGUCAAUAUUUGAGGAGAAAUUCCUUUCUCAUCAACCACAGCCUCCAGCUGGAUGGCCAAAUUUUCUGUGUGUAUGCUCCGUCUUCUUAUCAGGAUCAGUUCAGCUUCAUUGGUCCCAAUGGCCACCUGAUCAGACUGGUCAACCAAAAUGGUUUUGCACAAGCAAAGGGCUCUUGGGAGUUGGACCCAGUGGAAUUAUGGCUGCAGAUGCUAUUGUAACAGAUUCUGGAGCCUUACACGUAGCGGGUGUCCCAAUUGUGAAUCCAUCUACAGUAGUUGUUUGGCAAGUUAUGUCAGGGCCUGGAAAUGAAUUUCAAGCAACUCAGAAGGCAAGUCUGAGCAAUGGAGUUCCACCAUCACUUAGUCCUCCUUUGUGGGACGGCUUUGCUCCUCUUGCUGCCUAUUUGUUUAGCUGGCAAGAGUUUUUAUUUCAAGAAGUAAAACAAGGGAAAACACAUACAGAGUUAGACUAUAAUGACACAGUGGUUCUUCAUUGUUCACCAGUUUCCAACUUUUCUGCAUACGUGAGUCCUGAGGCUGCAGCUCAGCCAGCUGCUACCACUACAUGGGGUUCUGGUGUCACUGCUGUUGCAUUUGAUCCCACCCGUGGUGGCGACGUGAUAGCUGUUGUGAUAGUUGAGGGACAGUACAUGUCCCCAUAUGAUCCUGAUGAAGGCCCUUCAGUCACAGGAUGGAGAGUUCAACGUUGGGAAUCUUCUGUGGAGGAUGUUGUUCUCCAUCAAAUAUUUGGUAAUCCGACGUCAAGUAUUGGUGGGCAAGCCCCUAAACAGACAGUUUGGGUGAGUAAAGUAAUUAGAUGUAUUCCUGCAUCUACAGAAUUUAAAAGUCCCCGAGCAGCUGCAGGUAUAUCUACACCUGAUAUGCAAACUGCUUCUGACCUUGCUAUUGAGAUGAUGAAGAGGGCCACAUUUGAUCCUUUUGAUCUUCCAAGUGAUGUUAGAACCCUUGCUCGGAUUGUUUAUUCUGCUCAUGGAGGGGAAAUUGCAGUUGCUUUUUUAUGUGGUGGGGUUCAUGUGUUCUCAGGUCCAAGUUUCACCCCUAUUGGUAGCUACCAUAUUAAUGUUGGGCCUGCAAUUGCUGCUCCUGCAUUCUCUUCAACAAGUUGCUGCUCUGCUUCUGUUUGGCAUGACACUAGCAAAGAUUGUUCCAUCUUGAAGAUAGUUCGGGUUCUCCCACCAGCUGUUCUAAGUAAUCAGGUGAAAGCUAACUCUGCUAUGUGGGAACGUGCAGUUGCAGAGAGGUUUUGGUGGAGUCUUUUAGUGGGAGUUGAUUGGUGGGAUGCUGUUGGGUGUACCCAAAGUGCUGCAGAAGAUGGCAUUGUUUCACUGAACAGCGUCAUUGCAGUGCUGGAUGCAGAUUUUCACUCUCUUCCAUCUACAUACCACCGGCAGCAAUAUGGGCCUAGCCUAGACAGGAUAAAGUGUAGGCUACUAGAAGGUACAAAUGCUCAAGAAGUCAGGGCUAUGGUUCUUGACAUGCAAGCAAGAUUGCUAUUGGAUAUGCUCGGCAAAGGAAUCGAAUCAGCUUUAAUGAAUCCAUCAGCUUUGGUCCCAGAACCAUGGCAAGCGUCCAGUGAUACACUAUUUGGUAUUGAUACUGAAGCAAUGUCUGUUGAUCCAGCUUUUGUUCCAAGCAUACAGGCUUAUGUUGAUGCAAUACUUGAUCUAGCUUCUCAUUUCAUUACACGUUUGCGGCGUUAUGCAAGCUUCUGUCGCACGUUAGCUAGUCAUGCUGUGACUGCAGGCACUGGUGGGAGUCGGAAUAUGGUGAGCAAUCCUAUGCAAAGUUCUGCUUCUCCUGCAAUAUCUCAGGGGACUCAGGGCGGUGGUUCUGCAAGCUCUACGGGAAGCACACAGAUGCAUGCAUGGGUACAGGGAGCCAUAGCAAAGAUUAGUGGCAGCGCUGAGAGUGCCCCAAGUUCCGCCCCAAACCCAAUAAGUGGUCCAGCAACUCUUAUGCCGAUUAGUAUUAAUACUGGCACUUUCCCUGGAACUCCAGCUGUUAGACUCAUUGGGGAUUGCCAUUUUCUUCACCGACUAUGUCAGCUUUUGCAUUUCUGUUUCUUCUUCCGCCGGACACAAUUGCCGCGCUAUAUUGGGGCAACUCAGAGGAAUGCUGAUUCUUCGAUGCAAAAACCUCAGCAGCCUAUUACUCUUGCAAAACUUGAAGAAGCCAACUCUGCUGCCAAACCUACAUCAAGUGGUCAGCUUGGCCCUGGUGGAAAGGGAUCUGAUGAUGUUCUAUCUAACCGGUCCAGGAUUGGUUCCGGAAAUGCUGGACAAGGAUACACAUACGACGAGGUGAAGGUACUAUUUCUUAUAUUAAUGGAUCUUUGCCGUCGGACAGCAGGCCUAGCACAUCCAUUGCCAGUUUCUCAGGUCGGGAGCAGCAAUAUACAGAUCCGGCUUCAUUACAUAGAUGGGAACUAUACUGUUCUGCCAGAAGUCGUAGAAGCUUCCCUUGGACCACAUAUGCAGAACAUGCCACGGCCUAGAGGUGCUGACGCAGCAGGCUUGCUACUUCGUGAGUUAGAACUCCAUCCUCCUGCAGAAGAGUGGCACAGGAAGAAUGUGCACAGUGGACCCUGGUCUGAUGCACAAGAUGAUAACGGUUCUUCAGUUGAUGAUGACCUUACACUUAGCCCAUCUAAAGAGAAAUUUGAGUGUGGCCCAUCCGAAGAACACUGUGAUGUUCUUCGCUAUGGUGGAAGCAAUCGUUUAUGGCCAAGGAAGCGUAGAAUGUCGGAAAGGGAUGCAGCUUUUGGGUUAAACACUUCAGUUGGCCUCGGUGCAUAUCUUGGUAUCAUGGGGUCUCGUAGGGAUGUUGUGACUGCCAUAUGGAAGACAGGGCUCGAUGGUGUCUGGUACAAGUGCAUAAGAUGUUUGAGGCAGACAUGUGCCUUCACGCCUCCAGGAGCCACUCCUGCAAAUCUGAGCGAGAAGGAAAUAUGGUGGAUUAGCCGUUGGGCAUACGGGUGCCCAAUGUGUGGCGGGACAUGGGUUCGAGUUGUAUAGACUUGAUGGUAUGUAUGGGUCAUAGCACUCUCUAAAGUCAUCUGUAGGGAGAUGGGAGAGGAACAUUGUGUACAGAAUCCCUUUAACCAACACUCUUUUUUGGAUGCAAUUCUAAUGAUCAUAGUAUAUGUUCUGCAAUACUCCCUCCGUCCCUAUAUAAAAGUAUCCAUUCGUUUUCC